Molecule: messenger RNA, 6025 nt
Organism: Neoarius graeffei (lesser salmon catfish)
Lineage: Eukaryota; Metazoa; Chordata; Actinopteri; Siluriformes; Ariidae
Gene: oat
Product: ornithine aminotransferase
Exons: 10
Coding region: 192-1514 (440 amino acids)
Cellular component (GO): cytoplasm
Molecular function (GO): L-ornithine transaminase activity; pyridoxal phosphate binding; identical protein binding
Source: RefSeq, a predicted model, not a curated record
GGACACGCCCAGCCCAGACUUGUCUCGCUGGCGCAAGAGGGGUUUCUCAGAUCCAUCACAGCUGUGUGUGUGUGAGAGAGAGAGAGAGAGAGAAAGCAUUUGGGUGCUGGCUGCGUGACGGUGGGUGUGUGAGGGGUUGUGCACUCUCGGCCUAUCAACUUCCAGCUUCACGAAGGAAUCGAGGUAUCACAAUGAAGCACAUGCUGAUUCGUCUGAGCCGCUGGGCCACGCUGAGCCGCAGCGCUCACUCUGCGAUACGCUCGUCGUCGACGGCGACGGCUCACGCCAAGCAUGACCAGAGAGCGCUCUCACCUGAGGAGGUCUUCUCACGAGAGGAGCGAUACGGAGCUCACAACUACCACCCGCUACCCGUCGCCCUGCACAGAGGAAAAGGAGUUCACGUGUGGGACGUCGAAGGCCGUCGGUAUUUUGACUUCCUGAGUGCGUACAGCGCCGUAAAUCAGGGUCACUGCCACCCGAAAAUCAUUGCAGCUCUGACCGAACAGGCCUCCAGACUCACGCUGACCUCCAGAGCCUUCUACGGCGACGUGCUGGGAGAAUAUGAGGAGUACAUCACCUCUCUGUUCGGCUACAACAAAGUCCUGCCCAUGAACACAGGUGUCGAAGGCGGAGAGACGGCAUGCAAACUGGCACGCAAAUGGGCUUACGGCGUUAAAGGUGUUCCGCAGUACCAGGCCAAGAUCGUCUUCGCACAGGGGAAUUUCUGGGGUCGUACGAUGGCAGCCAUUUCCAGCUCCAGCGACCCCAGCAGCUACGAAGGGUUCGGCCCGUUCAUGCCCGGGUUCGAGCUCGUGCCCUACAAUGAUGUUGCGGCUCUGGAGAAAGCUCUUCAGGACCCUAAUGUUGCUGCGUUCAUGGUGGAGCCCAUCCAGGGGGAAGCGGGUGUCGUGGUUCCUGAUGCAGGCUACCUGAGGAAAGUGCGUGAGCUCUGCACCAAACACAACGUUCUGUUUAUUGCAGAUGAAGUACAGACGGGUUUGGCUCGUACAGGACGCAGAUUGGCUGUAGACCACGAGGACGUGAGACCGGACAUGGUGAUACUAGGAAAAGCUUUGUCUGGAGGGGUGUAUCCUGUGUCUGCGGUGCUGUGUGAUGAUGAGGUGAUGUUGACGAUUAAACCCGGUGAGCACGGCUCCACCUACGGAGGAAACCCCCUCGCCUGCAGAGUGGCCAUGGCUGCCCUACAGGUCCUCGAGGAGGAGAAGCUGGAGGAAAAUGCAGCAGAAAUGGGGAAGCUUUUGAGGGUGGAGCUUAACAAGCUACCCAAAGAGGUUGUAACGCAGGUGCGAGGGAAAGGCCUCCUCAACGCCAUCGUCAUCAAGGAGACUAAAGGUUGCAACGCCUGGGAAGUGUGCUUGCGUCUCCGCGACAAUGGGCUAUUAGCCAAGCCCACUCACAAUCACAUCAUCAGGCUGGCUCCGCCCCUCAUCAUCAAGGAAGAUGAGAUAAGGGAGUGCGCAGAAAUCAUCCAGAGAACCAUCUUGUCCUUUUAAAAGGCUCUUGAUCAUGACUAAUAAUUAGAUUUUAACGAAACCUCACGACUACAGAUAUACAAUUAACAGGGGCGUGUUUAAAAGGCGAGACGUUUAUCAGGGAAGAAAUGACGUGUAGGAGAGGCUGUUCAGAUUUAAACUAAGCCUUAAGCGUUUUAAAUUGUACACAAAUUGCUUAGUAUUAGUAUGAUUUAUUGGGAAAAAAAAUUGGAUUAGCUUGUGAUGGCAGGUGGUGUGUGUGUGUGUGUGUGUGUUACUGAUACACCUGUGUCAGGUGUGAUAAAGCAGAUACUUCAGUUUGGCAAAACUUUCUUUGGAGCUAUGAAGUUUGUAUAGCGAAUAACUCCUGCAAGCCAUUAGCCACCAGGUUAUCAUGUUCAGCAGUGUUUCCCCUGGGUUUACUGAUUUGGGGGCUGGGAGUGCUGGAUGAGGACUGCAUGGUCCUAGUGCCUGCAUGCCAGGCCCGGUGCCGUGGGGGGGGGGGCGAAAGGGGGCAUCGCCCCCUCGUGGCUACAGCCCUGCCCCCUCAACAGAGACUCAGAUCACUUAAUUGUUUUCUUAUGAAAAUAUAAUGUGUCAUAGACGUAUUAAUAAUUUGCAUUUUCAAAUACGAAAUAUUAAGUGGUCGCGCAUUGCACAAAAAUACAUUUCACAUAAAUCACCUGUUUUAGACAUAGAUAUGUAAUGCUGACACAGCCGCGCACACACAGACCUGUGAUAAGGACAAGGGGCGGGGUCGUGCGGGCGGGGGUUUUACAUGUACACUUACAAGUGCACUGUCUCUGCAAUAUCCUGCAAUAUGCAGUCAGUUUACGGGAGUAGUCUUUCCCCUUCCGAAUUAAACGAAUUCAAUCACAAUACUGUGAAUCCAUUUUCUUUCUUUGUAGGCUAAGUUUAUCUCCGUUUAUGUUGGUGUAUGUGUUCAUAUAUGGUCCGCUUUGUGCACAAAUAGCGUAAGAAUAUGUGUCGUUGACGUCACCCCCCAUGCAGCGGGGGUGAAAAUUCAUCACUUCAGAGUGUUUAGUCCCCUACACGCCUAAACUGGGAUCGCGGAUUAAGUGGUUAGCGUUGACUCGGUGCGAGUCAGGAAGGCUAUUACUGGUGCAGCCGCGGGGUCUGUUGAUUUUUUUUAAAUUAUGAUUUUGGCCGCCGAGCCAAGUACCUUAGACUUGCACUGACGUUUUGUUUUCAUGCCGCAGAGCUAUUUGUAUGUAUUUUAAAUUUAAAGGACUUGCCUGUAGGUUUGUGUGUGUUGUUUUAUGUUUGGCAUCUUUCCGGUUGUACCGCGUGUCUGUGAGAAAAUCGGAGGGGAGGGUUAACAGGUGGGCACGCGAGUUGAUAAAGCGUAACUGCCCUGGUAAUAUGUCACAUGAUUUUCCCGGACUAAAGCAACCUUCAGGGCCGUGGUUUUGCGGUUGGCACAGUUAAUUGUUUGAAACACGUUGUCAGACCGCCAUCACUACUACACACUAUAUGAAAAAUAUUUGCCCCCUUGCGAUUUCUAAUUGCCCCCUUAGUAAACUGUUACUGGCGCCGGGCCUGCUGCAUGCUCUCCUUUUUUUUUUUUUUGAGCAGGCACUCUUUCCGCAUGGUCCUAGUGCUUGCACUCCCCCCCCUCCCCCCCUUUUUCUUUCCUGACCUUCAAAAGUGUGUGUGGGGGACUUUUGUGGGGGGUAAUGGAUCCCGUGGGGGGGCAAUAUAAUGGUAGGGGAAAUACUGCUAUGUUUGUGUGUGUGAUUUAGACAUGCAGAUUUAGCCCCCGAUGCUAACCUGGUGGCCGUUCGCUCACAUUACUUGCCUUAUGCCUCUAAAGCUAAAGAAGCUGCCCUGAGUUACGUGCUGGCAUUUCAUACUUGCUGAAACGUUUCAUUUCACGUUAAACAAAUUUGCCUUGAAAGGACACAUUCGAAAAGACAUUCCCUAUUUCAGAACACUGGUGAAAGUAAAGACUCCUUUUUAAGAGAUCGAAAUAAAGAUUUAAAUAAAUGAAAUUUAACACACUCAUUUGGGUUUUGCACCGAAUUGUGGAUUUCGUAUUCAGCGAGUUGAAUGUGGUUUGUUAUGAAUGUAAAGCUCCUUUCGAAGUAGAAGAGAGUUGAUCUUGCUUCGUCGUUGCACACGUACAGAGGGACGUGCAGCUCGACGGUUACGUUACAGGUAGAAAAGGCCGUUAUUCUGUGGAAAAAAGUGUCAAAGGAGAAUUGUGUACAGUGUCAUUUUUUUGGCUGAGUUCUGGGUUGUUUUACAAUCAGGGUAUGCAAGCUAAAAAUCACAUUUAACGCUUAGGCCAAAAAAACAAAAUAGUGUGUUUCCGGUAACAUGAAAUACUAAAAUAAGGUCGGUAGGUAGGAAAUUUUUUUUUUUUCCUUUUCUUAAUUUUUUUUAUUUUGUUCGAAAAAAUUAACACAAGUAAACAUCUUACAAAAUAGUAUUUUGGCACAGAAUCCUUUAUACCACACAUCAUAAUAAAAUAAGUGUUUUAAAUCUUUAAACGAAUAAAAAAAAAAUCGCGAGAGUUCGAGUUAUGAUCUACGGAAGCGAUAUUUCAUGAUAUUUUCAUGUAAUAACGUGAAAACACCUUAUCAAGAAAUAACGUGAAAAUAACGUCCUAGGCUCGGCUACUUCCAUUAAAAGCAGACGGCCUCGCCUAGCCUACUGUAGAACUUGGGUCGAGCAAAAACAUGGCUGAAUCCUGAAUGACUCCUAUUUGUAUAAAUAGGGGACUACAUAGGUGGCAAAACGUAGUGUUUUUCCCUGCCAUGGAAGUGCACUUGUAUACUGAAAAGGAAGCAGUUUGCAUUACAGCCUUGAAUGAGGAUUCAAAAUGGCGCCUCGGCUCAGUUUUCCUUCCUCCUUCAGUAUACAAGUGCGCUUCCAUGUUUAUGCAGGAGGGCUGAUAGAAGUGGCGAAACAUUUUACUUUUUAUCAUUUCUUUCACAACUUGAAUGCGUUGAAACAAAAAAUUAUGACAAACUAACGCCGCUUACACUAAAAUAUCGAGGGAAAUUUGUAAUAAAAACUUUACGGUCGGCAAUUUCGACGCGGAAAUUCUCGAUCGGUCGGGUUACCGGAAACACACUUUUUUAUUUGGCCUUAUUAUCUUCAAUAUCAAAAGGCUUGACUAAAUAAACUUGGUUGUUUAUUGUAGCCCUGUGAUAGCUCUAUUUACCAUGCAAAAAAAGUUUGGUGAUAACGUUAUUUUUGGUGAAUGUAUGGCAAUAUAUGUCGUAUUUAGCAAAAUUACUCGUGUCAUUUAGAAAAAGUGCUUUUUUGACCACAGGUAGCUCCAAAAGGGAUGCACUUACAUCAUUCUUUAUACCAUAAAACACAUAUUUGGUUCCAUAUCAUUGGAAACAUAGUUAAGUUUUAAUGUUGAAUGCCAGUAAGUUUUCAGACUAUUUUGAUCAAAUUAGUAUGUAAUUGUGUCAAAAAAAAGUCCUCUCCGAGACAGCUAAUUUUUCAAUAUAAAAUAACAUAUCUAAAAUGAUUAUUUUCAUCCUAAAAUGUGGUCAAGAUAUUGGGACAUAAAUAUUAAAGACAACUAACACAAAGCUUACAGCUUUAUAUUUAAAAGCGCUAUGGAAGUAGUGGAUUCUGAAUUGUCAAACAAAAAAAAAGUCCUCUCCGAGAAUCACUUCAUUUGUUUCUCCCGUCUUAUAGCAGAUUACACAAAACUACCAUACACACAUGUCAAAAAAUUACCUGAAAUCUGUUCUUUAACUUGUCCUUCACUUAAAAACUGGUACAAGAACCAGUUUGAAUUUUGGACCCCUGUGACACAAACUUUGUACCCUGAUUGUAAAACAACCCUUAUAGCUUUAAGGUUUAUGCUCAUGUUAAAGAAUUAAAUCCACAGUGAGGAUCCACUGAUAAAUGAGCACUAAUGCACUAUAAUUUAUACCUGUGGCAUGAUCUAAGGUACCAGUGGAAAGUUUGGACAUGCCUUCGAAUUCAAUGUUUUUUCUGAAUGAUUUUUAUGAAGUAAAAGAUGAUAUCGCAUGUUAAAGUAAUGAUGGAUGUUGUUUCUCUUUACUUAGAGUGGUUAUUGAUCUAAUAUGGAUUACUACAGUUGUGGUGUUGACUAGAGCUAUUUACUGAUCUGAAACACAUGAAGGCAAGAAACUCAUCCACCAAUUACCUUUUUGACGAGACACACCUGUUAAUUGAAAAGUAUUCCAGGUGACUACCUCAUGAAGGUGGUUGAGAUAACGGCAAUAGUGUGCAAAGCGUCAAGGGAAACGCUGAAGGAUCUAAAAUAUCAAACGUUUUGUUUUAAUUCUUUGCUUCCCUCAUAAUUCCAUAAAUGUUCCAAGUGUUAUUUCAGAACUUUGAUGUCUACAAUGAAACCUAUGAAUGAGAAGAGUAGGGGUGGACAAACUUGACUGGUGCUCAAUAAUGUGAAUGAUGUGCUUGUGUGUCUGUGUCACGGAGUUAAAUUUAUGUACAUGUUAAAUGCGUCUGAUGUCUGCAGAGAGUUUUGAGGAUAAAAUAAAUAAAGCAGAUUUAAGAAA